AUAGAAAGAAACUUUCCAUUAUUCCAGUUGCGUUGACUUUGAAUCGCAAAGUCCUUUGUCUCCAUUUAUUUAGUCCAUUCGAAUUUGGCCAGGGAGAAAAAUAGAACUAGCCGUAACCCCUCACACGACUAAAUUUUCCCUUAAAUUCAAUGGAACUCGACGCAUAUUUUCGACACACCUCGAUACUUUGGACUCCGACGAGGACGUAUCUCGAGGGAUGCUGUGACUAGUGCGCAGAUGCAAGAGAUGCGCCCAUUGAUUCCUCUGGACAGGGAAAGGUUGUGUUUCAGGAGGACAGGAGUGCAUUCAUUGCGUAUAAUCAUUAUUAUGCUAUAAAAUAGAUCAGCAAUUAGAGCUCAUAAUAAUUAUUUCAAUAGGAGUAUUUUCAGUUCCGUGCAAAUCGGCUAAUUACAGAACCCAAUUAACUAUCAUAGAUUUCGUGCCGAAACCAACAAACCGGCUUUAAACAUAAUCAUAGGAUUAGUUCGUUAUACAGUCACGAUAUUUAUGUAGUUUUAACCUAAACAUAACCUCACAUGUUUCGUGUCUUUUUCUUUUGCCGUGCAAGCUACAAUAAGCGAAACAAGGAGGUGUGGUGUAUGGUACCUAAUUACAUAGAAAAUACAUUCAAAAAAAAAUCACAAAAAGGGUCUUCCGGCUUUGGCAUGUCAGUAAAUCGGAAGUGGACAAGGAGUUUUAGCAAUUCAAACGUAAUAAUAAAUUGUUUCACUACAUUUAGAUUUUCAUUUUACAUCGAAAACCCAGUUAGGUAUCUACUGGAAUUAUUUGGAUUUCGAAAACUUUUACCUUCGUAUGACGCAUAUUACAGUUUUUGAGUACUUAGUUGAAUUGUAAAAGGUAUACCUAUGAAAAAAAAAACACCUAAUAGACAUAGCGUGUGCUGUGCGUUUACCUAUAAUAUAAGUAUUGCUAAAACGCUCAAAUAAAUGAAAAGCGACAUUAACUUUAUUUGUUUCCACUCUAUAUUACACAGAAACACGAUUUUGUAUAGAUCACAUCCGAUUAUUUCAGCUCUUUAUUGCAUAUUGCGUGUUAGAGUGGGUUAAGCAACACUUUAUUCAUCAAAGUGAAUUUUUGAAACACCCUUGAAAUGUUUAGAAGUAAAGACAGAUCCAGAAAAAAUGUGAAACUAAAAAUGGACGAACUGGUGUUGCCGAACUCGAAGCUGAAAUUUUGCGUGGAUCAGCUGCAAAAUUUGAAUUUCAUUUUCAAUAAACGCUUGGAAAGGAGCGGCAGCGACGAUAACGAUGCGGACCAUAUGAGCUUCGAAAAAUCCAUUUUGCUCGCCAAAUCGGUAGCCGAGAGGCUGAUGCAAAGACUUUUGUGUGGGGCAGCUCAAAUCGAUGAGAGAUUUGCCUCGAAAUUUUUAAUUAACAAUCGAGUAGACCAUAAUAAUACUCAUUCAACUCACUUGGAAUACCUGGUACGCCUGGACGCUCUAUCGACCCCACUAAUCUACCCCACGGACGAAAAUCCUACCUACGAAAUUUUGGAAACCGACAAGGAUUGUCCCGCAGGCUACGCCCGAAUCAGACUGAAUUCUCCUACCCACGCCAGAUGGGAGGAAUUUAUAAAUUCCUUCGGCUUCCUCAGAAGGGAUCGUAUCCAAGCGAAAUUCGUCGAACUCUUAGCCCAGGCUGCUGGCAGCGACUUGCCAAGCUCGCCAUUGCAAGUGGACGAGUCCACAAUGUGUGGUACGCCUGGCAAAAUCGUCGAUCCGGCGACAAUGUACCACAUUUUGAAGGUACCGGCCAAGGAGCAAGUGUUUUACGGGCCCGGUGGAGGCGUGCCUCGGUUUCCGGAUACCAGAGACUUUCGUUUGGCAAUCGUGGACGAACCUAACGGAAUUAAGCUUAAAAUCGAAUUUCUGUCGCCAGCUUUGUCGCAGAUUACCAUUAAGGUUACCAUUUUGGUUGCGAUCGGAGUGGACGCUUGGCCAGCUGCGAGCGAUUUUCCUGCUAGGGUCCCACUAGGACAUUCGGAUUGUUUGUUGACCUAUCAAGCAGCUCAAACGGGUAUGUACCUGGUCGGGUAUGGAGUGCACUCUUCCGCCUGGCAAGUACGACUACCAGCUGCCGAGUUUGUGAUGUUGAAUUAUUACGGCCCUAGUAGUACCGUUAGGACUAUUUUGGAUAUACUCUAUGAGGUUCUACACGACAUAAAUAAUUUGAGAAGAUAUCAGAAACCUACGUCUUACAAAAUCCUCAACAGAUACAUGCUCUUCACUUUACUGAUGGAAGCACUAGAAGAAAAUUCAACUACACCAUUCGCCGACAUGUUAAACUGGUCCCCCAUGUAUCUAUCCUCGCUAGUACUCAAGCUCCUAGACAGAGCCAUCUCGAGAUUAACUUCGGAGUUCCAACCUAAUUAUUUUUUCAAAAAAGCCAACCUUCUCGUCAACCCUGGCCAUUUGAGCGACGACGACUUCAUAAUCGAAGCCAACAACCUCAAAAAUUACUUGCUGAGGCUUUUCGACGAGUCUCUAACGUCCAACAAAACCAACGAGGACUUUGCCAAUAUGCUCCUAGCCCAAGAAACCGAAUUAAGUCUCAUAUUCAAAUGGAAAAACCUAGUUGAAGGCCUCGUCCCUCCUAAAGCCACCAGAAGUCGACGGCUUUGCUUUGCCGGCUCUAGAAACAGCAGUCACAUCGCUCACACUCAAUACACUGCUCGUCAAUUGGAGUAUAUUGGCCUGCUUUUGCACAACAUGCUUAAAGUGAGGAAAUACAUUUGGCAGCCUCACAAUAACGAGCUGGACAAUGAGGACGAUGAGCAUUAUCUAGAAGACAUAAUUUUUGUGUUGGUAGCUCUUUUAGACCAAGCCCGAGACCAGUAUUUGAGCCUCCAAAAUCCAAACAUUGUCAAAAUUAAAGCUAAUUAUAGUAAUUAUGUUUCAAAAUUGAUCGAUUUAAUUAGAAAGGAUAAGGAGUUUGUCGCAAGAAAUCUCCACGAAGACCAAAUUCUCGUCAAACUCAUAUUGAAGUGGCUCUAUAAGGCAAUGGACCAAAACAAAAAAUACUUCGCCCCUAUUUUACGGCCCUAUUUGAAUAACGUGUUCAGCACUAGCCAUCACGUUUCGUUUCAUCUAGAGCUCAUCAAGGAACGCUCGAGAACCGACGAGCUCCAGGCGAUCGGUUCGUUUUGUAAUCUAGUAAACGAAGGCAGCAUUACACCCGCUCAAGGCCUAAUGGAUUCGUUUAGCAAACACUGGCAAUGGGCUAAAGACAUGCUGGGCAUGAUUGAGAAAAACACUUUGAGACUGGUGUUUGUGCAAGAGAGAGGCAAAGUUUACAGGCACAUUUUAUCGUUGCCUUCGUAUUCUCAAACAGAGACGAACGGCAGCAAAACUUGGAGCGCCAAGCGUAGAAAUGUGCGCUCUAUCGAAAGACGAUCUACUUUGCCAGGAAGGAACUAUUUUAAUUCGCUUUUAGAGUCACCGAGUUAUUUAGAGUCACCGCAGCAUGAAAUACUGAAGCUCAACAGUCCUCUCACUUUAAUAUUGAGUAGAAGAUAUCGUUUGGGACAGCACAGGUGUGCUGGAGAUUUGUUUAAAACCAUGGCUGCUAUGCAGAAAUUAAGCGUUUUCCGAGAAGCCACUUCCUCUUUGGCCAAAGAAGAUCAGCUUAGGCUGCUAAAUAUAAUUGAAAAUAUACAUACGGCCAAAGCUAAGAAAUCUUUGGCCAAAAAAUGGUCUAGCACGUUGCCUCAAAGUAGCAAAAUAAACCCUUUCGGACAGAAAUACACGCCAGUGGAGGAAAGUGCAGGUAUCAGAAUCGCCCCCGAGAAGUCCAAAAAGGUUCUGGCCAGAAACGAAAGUUUGCUCGAUAGAAGCAGAGCCGCACGUUUGAGGGAGGACAACAACGUGUUUUUGUUACAGGAAAAUUUCCGAAUCACCACUUUAGUCAAUAGGUUGUAGUGGAGUAUUUUCAAAUAUACAUAAUAUAUUUU
Ceutorhynchus assimilis (cabbage seed weevil) is the source of this 3969-nucleotide messenger RNA. The record is from the annotation of a GenBank genome assembly. Lineage: Eukaryota; Metazoa; Arthropoda; Insecta; Coleoptera; Curculionidae.